This is a messenger RNA of Empidonax traillii (willow flycatcher), 5600 nucleotides long. It is a transcript of the gene CAND1, whose product is annotated as cullin associated and neddylation dissociated 1. Gene Ontology annotation, biological process: protein ubiquitination; SCF complex assembly. The transcript has 15 exons. Gene Ontology annotation, cellular component: nucleus. The record is from RefSeq and is a predicted model, not a curated record. NCBI's taxonomy places the organism in Eukaryota, Metazoa, Chordata, Aves, Passeriformes, Tyrannidae. The coding region runs from base 99 to 3791 and encodes 1230 amino acids.
CGGGCGCUGCGGAGCCGGCCAGCCCGGGGAGACGCCGCCGCCGCCGCCUCCUCUCCUCCUCCCCUCCUCCCCUUCCCGCCCCGGCCGCGUCCGUCAACAUGGCGAGCGCCUCGUACCACAUCUCCAACCUGCUGGAGAAAAUGACAUCCAGCGACAAGGACUUCAGGUUUAUGGCUACUAAUGACUUGAUGACAGAACUACAGAAAGAUUCUAUCAAGCUGGAUGAUGACAGUGAAAGAAAGGUGGUGAAGAUGAUUUUGAAAUUACUGGAAGAUAAGAAUGGUGAGGUGCAAAACUUGGCUGUCAAAUGCCUUGGACCUUUGGUGAGUAAAGUGAAGGAGUAUCAAGUGGAGACCAUUGUAGAUACUCUCUGUACAAACAUGCUCUCAGACAAAGAACAGUUACGUGACAUUUCAAGCAUUGGUCUUAAAACUGUGAUUGGAGAACUCCCCCCAGCUUCCAGUGGUUCUGCAUUAGCAGCUAAUGUUUGCAAAAAGAUCACGGGACGUCUCACGAGUGCUAUAGCCAAGCAGGAAGAUGUGUCUGUUCAACUGGAGGCACUGGAUAUCAUGGCUGAUAUGCUGAGCAGGCAAGGAGGACUGCUUGUUAACUUCCAUCCUUCAAUUCUGACCUGUCUGCUCCCCCAGCUGACCAGCCCAAGACUUGCUGUGAGGAAAAGAACCAUCAUUGCUCUUGGUCACCUGGUUAUGAGUUGUGGCAAUAUGGUUUUUGUUGACCUCAUUGAACAUCUGUUGACAGAGCUGUCUAAAAAUGAUUCCAUGUCAACAACUAGGACCUAUAUACAGUGUAUUGCUGCUAUCAGUAGGCAAGCAGGUCACAGAAUAGGUGAAUAUCUUGAGAAAAUAAUUCCUUUGGUUGUAAAGUUUUGUAAUGUAGAUGAUGAUGAACUACGGGAGUAUUGCAUUCAAGCCUUUGAAUCUUUUGUUAGGAGGUGUCCUAAAGAAGUUUAUCCCCAUGUAUCUACUAUUAUAAACAUUUGUCUUAAAUAUCUUACGUAUGAUCCUAAUUACAAUUAUGAUGAUGAGGAUGAAGAUGAAAAUGCUAUGGAUGCAGAUGGUGGUGAUGAUGAUGAUCAAGGGAGCGAUGAUGAAUAUAGUGAUGACGAUGACAUGAGCUGGAAAGUGAGGCGUGCAGCUGCUAAAUGUCUGGAUGCUGUGGUUAGCACACGACAUGAAAUGCUUCCAGAAUUCUACAAAACUGUAUCUCCUGCUUUAAUAGCCAGAUUCAAAGAACGUGAAGAGAAUGUCAAAGCAGAUGUUUUUCAUGCAUAUCUUUCUCUUUUAAAACAAACUCGACCUGUGCAAAGUUGGCUUUGUGAUCCUGAUGCAAUGGAACAAGGAGAGACACCUUUGACAAUGCUUCAGAGUCAGGUCCCCAACAUAGUUAAAGCCUUGCACAAACAGAUGAAGGAGAAAAGUGUGAAGACUCGUCAGUGUUGCUUUAACAUGCUGACUGAACUAGUAAAUGUGUUACCUGGAGCCCUAACACAGCAUGUUCCUGUACUUGUACCAGGAAUAAUUUUUUCACUGAAUGACAAAUCAAGUUCUUCUAAUCUGAAGAUAGAUGCUUUGUCCUGUUUGUAUGUGAUCCUCUGCAAUCAUUCUCCCCAAGUCUUUCAUCCUCAUGUUCAAGCAUUGGUACCUCCGGUUGUAGCUUGUGUUGGAGACCCAUUUUACAAGAUAACAUCAGAGGCACUUUUGGUUACCCAACAACUUGUGAAGGUUAUUCGUCCAUUAGAUCAGCCUACUUCCUUUGAUGCUACUCCUUACAUCAAAGAUUUGUUUACUUGUACAAUCAAGAGAUUAAAGGCUGCUGACAUUGAUCAGGAGGUCAAAGAAAGGGCAAUAUCUUGCAUGGGUCAAAUAAUUUGUAGCCUUGGUGACAGCCUAGGCACAGACCUGCCUAGUACGCUUCAGAUCUUUCUAGAGAGACUGAAGAAUGAGAUCACUCGGUUAACUACAGUGAAGGCCAUGACAUUAAUUGCUGGUUCUCCUUUGAAGAUAGAUUUGAGACCAAUCCUUGGGGAAGGAGUUCCUAUUCUUGCUUCUUUUUUGAGAAAGAACCAGCGAGCUUUGAAACUGGGCACUCUUUCUGCUCUAGAUAUUCUAAUUAAGAAUUACAGUGACAGCUUGACAGCUGCCAUGAUUGACGCUGUCCUGGAUGAGCUUCCACCUCUGAUUAGUGAAAGUGAUAUGCACGUAUCACAGAUGGCCAUCAGUUUUCUAACAACACUGGCUAAAGUAUAUCCUUCCUCCCUGUCAAAGAUUAGUGGCUCCAUUCUCAAUGAACUUAUUGGGCUGGUAAGAUCACCUCUACUUCAGGGUGGAGCACUUAGUGCCAUGCUAGAAUUUUUCCAAGCUUUGGUUGUGACUGGUACAAAUAAUUUAGGCUAUAUGGAUUUACUGCGCAUGUUAACGGGUCCAGUGUACUCACAGAGCACAGCACUUACUCACAAGCAGUCUUACUAUUCCAUUGCCAAAUGUGUUGCUGCCCUUACUCGAGCCUGCCCUAAGGAAGGACCAGCUGUUGUAGGUCAGUUCAUUCAAGAUGUUAAGAACUCAAGGUCCACAGAUUCCAUUCGUCUUUUGGCUUUGCUUUCUCUUGGGGAAGUUGGGCAUCAUAUCGACUUAAGUGGACAAAUUGAGCUGAAGUCUGUAAUACUAGAAGCAUUCUCUUCUCCCAGUGAAGAAGUAAAAUCGGCAGCAUCUUACGCCUUAGGCAGCAUUAGUGUUGGCAAUCUUCCUGAGUAUCUGCCAUUUGUCCUACAAGAAAUAACUAGUCAACCUAAGAGGCAAUACCUUCUUCUUCAUUCCUUGAAAGAAAUAAUUAGCUCUGCGUCAGUGAUUGGUCUCAAACCAUAUGUUGAGAACAUCUGGGCCUUACUCCUGAAACACUGUGAAUGUGCAGAAGAGGGCACAAGGAAUGUUGUUGCUGAAUGCUUGGGCAAGCUUACAUUAAUAGACCCAGAGACUCUGCUUCCACGACUCAAGGGAUACUUGGCAUCAGGGUCCUCAUACGCUCGAAGUUCAGUGGUUACUGCUGUUAAAUUCACUAUUUCUGAUCAUCCACAACCCAUAGACCCACUCUUGAAGAACUGCAUAGGUGAUUUUCUGAAAACAUUGGAGGACCCAGAUCUCAAUGUCAGGAGAGUAGCCCUGGUGACGUUUAACUCAGCCGCCCACAAUAAACCAUCUUUGAUAAGGGACCUCUUAGAUACUGUGCUUCCUCAUCUUUACAAUGAAACAAAAGUCAGAAAGGAAUUAAUCAGAGAGGUGGAAAUGGGACCAUUUAAACAUACAGUUGAUGAUGGCUUGGACAUAAGGAAAGCGGCUUUUGAGUGCAUGUAUACUUUACUGGAUAGCUGUUUGGAUAGACUAGAUAUAUUUGAAUUCUUAAACCAUGUUGAAGAUGGCCUGAAGGAUCACUAUGAUAUUAAGAUGCUGACCUUUUUAAUGUUAGUGAGACUGUCUACCCUUUGUCCAAGUGCGGUGCUGCAGAGAUUGGAUAGGCUUGUUGAACCUUUGCGUGCUACGUGUACAACUAAGGUAAAGGCAAACUCGGUGAAACAGGAGUUUGAAAAGCAAGAUGAACUAAAACGAUCUGCCAUGAGGGCUGUAGCAGCACUUCUAACCAUUCCAGAAGCAGAGAAGAGUCCAUUAAUGAGUGAAUUUCAGUCACAGAUAAGCUCUAACCCUGAGCUGGCAGCCAUCUUUGAAAGUAUCCAAAAAGAUUCAUCAUCCACUAACUUGGAAUCAAUGGACACUAGUUAGAUGUUUGUCCAAAAUGGGGACCAUUAUGUUGAACCAUAUAAUGCACUGAAUUGACAGGUUAUAAGUAAGAAACAGAAAAAGCAUCUAAUUACACAUUGUUCCACUUCAUUUACCUUUAUGGAGACAGUUGGCUUUUCCCAUAAUUGCUUUUCUAGCAUUUCCAGAAAUGUAUUUCCAUAAUCCAGAAUUCGUUAACCACUCUUUGUUUUAGUGGAUUUGACCACAUUUGGGAAUUAAAAAGUUGAUGCAUGAUGUAUGGAAAUAGGUUCCAACAUCCAUUUGCCCUGUAAUGUUUAGGAUUAAAAUGUCAAAAUUUUGUGACCAUGAUUUUUUUUUUUCUUUUGUUCACUCUUUCUACUUGUAAACAAAAAAGGGGGGGAGGUGGGAAUCAGAUGUCCAGGUGCACCAUGUUUUUUGUAUAACUUUUUAUUCUUUUUUGUUUCAGCUUCAUAAAUUGAUUUGGCUGGCAGAUGAAUUAUGUGUAAGAUUUAUUAUAUUAAAAAGGUGGUUUGGGCACAGUUCAAAAAAAGCAGACACAAAUGUCAUUUUUACAGAUGUGGGGAUUAGAAAACCAAUAUCCCUGUUGUGCACACUAAUUUUGCAUGAGCAAGUUUACAAAUAUAUAUUGUCUGUAAAACAGCAUGUGCAGUUUAUUCGUAAUGCAAGUUAAAAUAAGUUCUACUGUAUCAGUGCAGUUUUCAGGUAUUUUGACAUACAGGCCACUCAUGCAGGAAGGGAUGAAUUAAAGUUUGUUCUCUUAACCUGGCUUUUUUAAAUGCCAGUAAUAUAACACUGCAGAUAUUCUUACAGUAAAUGUGACAAUUUCUGCAGUUUCCAUGGGUGUUCAUUCUCAAAGACUGGAUCCACUGGAAUUGAGGUGGACAAACCAUAAGAUUGGAGGGAAAUCGGAUGAGGUGGAGGUAAAAUGAGCAGAGAAAACAAUAGCUGCUCAGUGGCUCCUAAACUCUGGAUUCAACUGUGCUUUUGUUAUAAAAGUAUGAAGGAAGUUUCUUUAGUGGAUUCUAUCUCCUGUUCUUCAUCCAACAGAUUUUGUUAAGGCACUAAUAUAUGGUGCUACCUAGACAAGUAUUGCCAGACCAUCAUUUUGUUCCUGUUGGAAUGUUUUCUGGCACGUGGGACCACCAGUAGGUUGCAAAGCUGCAAGUGUCAUACAGUAUUCUGGUGAGACAGGAAACAGGGAAUGGUCAAAAGAGUGGAGAGAGAUAAAAAAGCCAACAGAAGAAAAAGUUCUUCUGUGAACAUGCUGAGGUAUUUUAUAAGCAGACCAGAAGUGGAUAGCUGGCAGUCCUGCCAUGAACUAGAAUUGGGAAUUCAAUAACAAAAAAGAGAGGAGCCACUGCCUCAAAUUGACACUUACCAUUACUUGUUAGAUGCAACUGCUUAGUUGUCUUCUCCCCCUCCCCAAAUCAGAUCUGAAUUUGAUUUUUCUUUAGUUAACUGGUAUUUUUUAGCUAGUUUGGUAUUUUUGAAACGUGGGUACGUGGCGUAAGCUGCUACAUGACUAAACAAGCAUACAUUCUUAUGACCUCAGAGACAGUUUCCUGUGAGCAUUGGGGCUUGGGGGCAAAAUCUUCACCUUACAUGCUUGCAGCUUGGGAAAAGCAGAGUAGAUAUUGGUACAUUUUACCUUAAUAGAAGGACCUGAACAAAGAAAUCUUUGAACUCAUUGAAUAGUAACAAUUCUAAUGCUGUAGAAUUUUUUGAAAAUGUAGCUUUCUCUGUCUCCAAAGUCUUCAUACUGAUGUAACAAUUGUCUUCUAGAAGUAGUAAUAAAUGAGAUUAAACAUA